AUGUAUAACAGUUCAUCAGUUGCGGUAGAAAAAACUAUCGAAAAUUUGAAUAAACUUGAUGAGGAUCAGAAACCACCUAAUGAUCCAGAUGAAGACACAGCUGCAAGAAUGCGGUUAAAACGUAAACUGCAGCGCAAUCGUACUUCGUUUAGCCAGGAACAAAUUGAAGCUUUAGAAAAAGAAUUUGAGAGGACACAUUACCCAGAUGUCUUUGCUCGUGAGAGACUGGCUACAAAGAUCGGUUUACCUGAAGCGCGCAUACAGGUGUGGUUUUCGAAUAGGAGAGCUAAAUGGCGUCGUGAAGAAAAGCUAAGAAAUCAAAAACGACCGCCAGGUAUGGAUACAGCAAUGGCACCAGCUAGUUCCAAUGUCAGUGCUAAUAGCGCUGCCGGCAGUUCCGGCUCAACACAAGGUAGCUUAUUAAAUCCUGGAAGCACGGGUACACCUCUGGGUAGUAGUCCAACUACUACACCAGCAAGGUUUAAUAAUCCGGUUAUUAGCAGUAACUUUGCUCCUUCCAGCACACAAAUGUAUCCUUUAUCGCAACCUACGAUGGAUCCUUACAGCUUUGCAAACGCUGGAUUAGGAAUGGGAGCACCACAACAUCCGUCUGAUUUUAGUUCUUAUCAUAUGUUUUCUGGCACUGGAAGGUCACCUUACGAUGCUUUUCAUCCAUAUACUAGAACAGUUCAGCCAGGUGCACCACCUACAUUUGCUUCUACAAUGAACCAUUCUUCAAUCUCCAACGUUGGUGGUCUUGGUGCAGGCAUGAGUUUGCCGGUCUCUGUAUUAUCAACAAUUGAUCAAGCAAUUCCGUCGCAGCAACCGCCACGAUUCGAUGAUUUAACAGACGCACAUCAUGAUCCACAAUACUGGCUACUUUACAAAUCUGUUAUAUAUUGUGACAAAUUCAAUUCAAAGGAAUGA
Molecule: messenger RNA, 927 nt
Organism: Brugia pahangi
Lineage: Eukaryota; Metazoa; Nematoda; Chromadorea; Rhabditida; Onchocercidae
Source: the annotation of a GenBank genome assembly